Molecule: messenger RNA, 1663 nt
Organism: Gorilla gorilla gorilla (western lowland gorilla)
Lineage: Eukaryota; Metazoa; Chordata; Mammalia; Primates; Hominidae
Gene: NARF
Product: nuclear prelamin A recognition factor
Exons: 11
Coding region: 189-1559 (456 amino acids)
Source: RefSeq, a predicted model, not a curated record
GGAAUCCUAUUGGCCCAGGGGUGCGGCUUGUCCUCUCCCGGUGCUCUCAUUGGCCGAGCGCGGCCGUUGGGGGUGAGGCCGCGUCGGGGGAGGACAACAAAGGGCCGCGGGCGGCGGGCAGUGGUGUCCCAGUCUCCCGGUGCUUCCCUCAGGCUGAGGCGCCCGGCCUCCCGCCCGCCGCGCUCCAGAUGAAGUGUGAGCACUGCACGCGCAAGGAAUGUAGUAAGAAAACAAAAACUGAGGACCAAGAGAAUGUGUCAGCCGAUGCACCGAGUCUAGCCCAGGAAAAUGGAGAGAAGGGAGAAUUCCACAAGUUGGCUGAUGCCAAGAUAUUUUUGAGCGACUGCCUGGCAUGUGACAGCUGUGUGACUGCAGAGGAGGGAGUCCAACUUUCCCAGCAAAAUGCCAAGGACUUCUUCCGCGUUCUGAACCUUAACAAGAAAUGUGAUACCUCAAAGCACAAAGUGCUGGUAGUGUCUGUGUGUCCUCAAUCUUUGCCUUAUUUUGCUGCUAAAUUCAACCUCAGUGUAACUGAUGCAUCCAGAAGACUCUGUGGUUUCCUCAAAAGUCUUGGGGUGCACUAUGUAUUUGAUACGACGAUAGCUGCGGAUUUUAGUAUCCUGGAGAGUCAAAAAGAAUUCGUGCGUCGCUAUCGCCAGCACAGUGAGGAGGAACGCACCCUGCCCAUGCUGACCUCUGCCUGUCCUGGCUGGGUCCGAUACGCCGAGCGGGUGCUGGGUCGCCCCAUCACUGCCCACCUCUGCACCGCCAAGUCCCCCCAGCAGGUCAUGGGCUCUUUGGUGAAGGAUUAUUUCGCCAGACAGCAGAACCUGUCUCCAGAGAAGAUUUUCCACGUCAUUGUGGCCCCUUGUUAUGACAAGAAGCUGGAGGCUCUUCAGGAAAGCCUUCCCCCUGCUUUGCAUGGCUCCCGGGGCGCUGACUGCGUGUUAACAUCAGGUGAAAUUGCUCAAAUAAUGGAGCAAGGUGACCUCUCAGUGAGAGAUGCUGCCGUCGACACUCUGUUUGGAGACUUGAAGGAGGACAAGGUGACGCGCCAUGAUGGAGCCAGCUCGGACGGGCACCUGGCACACAUCUUCAGACACGCGGCCAAGGAGCUGUUCAACGAGGAUGUGGAGGAGGUCACUUACCGAGCCCUGAGAAACAAAGACUUCCAAGAGGUCACCCUUGAGAAGAACGGAGAGGUGGUGUUACGCUUUGCUGCAGCCUAUGGCUUUCGAAACAUCCAGAACAUGAUCCUGAAGCUUAAGAAGGGCAAGUUCCCAUUCCACUUUGUGGAGGUCCUCGCCUGUGCUGGAGGAUGCUUAAAUGGCAGAGGCCAAGCCCAGACUCCAGACGGACAUGCGGAUAAGGCCCUGCUGCGGCAGAUGGAAGGCAUUUACGCUGACAUCCCUGUGCGGCGUCCGGAGUCCAGUGCACACGUGCAGGAGCUGUACCAGGAGUGGCUGGAGGGGAUCAACUCCCCCAAGGCCCGAGAGGUGCUGCAUACCACGUACCAGAGCCAGGAGCAUGGCGCACACAGCCUGGACAUCAAGUGGUGAAGUCAGGCCAGGGCCUUCCAGCUGCUCUUGGGGCCAGAGCCAAGAGCCUCUCAGUAGAGGGAGGGGCUGUCCUGAGUGGAGUAUUAAAGACACUUAAGAAAACA